This is a messenger RNA of Galleria mellonella (greater wax moth), 6478 nucleotides long. RefSeq names its product mitogen-activated protein kinase ERK-A (gene rl). Gene Ontology annotation, biological process: protein phosphorylation; intracellular signal transduction. The transcript is spliced from 8 exons. Gene Ontology annotation, cellular component: nucleus; cytoplasm. The record is from RefSeq and is a predicted model, not a curated record. Bases 291 to 1385 code for a protein of 364 amino acids. Gene Ontology annotation, molecular function: MAP kinase activity; ATP binding. NCBI's taxonomy places the organism in Eukaryota, Metazoa, Arthropoda, Insecta, Lepidoptera, Pyralidae.
UUCAUUUUUGUAACGGUAUUGCGUCUGUACGGGAGUGUCCAACUGUUGUCGGGCGGGCUUGCGAAUAAGGAUGAUAAGCGAGUGACAAGUGGACGAUUUGUUCAUAGUGGAUAAUGUAGGUCGGACUAAAGUAGUUUGUUUUGAUUAAUUAUUAAUAUUACUUGUGAUUUGUCGAGUGCGGGCACGGUCGUAUAUCGUAGCCUGUGAUAUUUCAUGUCGGAUUCAGAGAUUCUGUGACAGUAAACAGUUCAUUCUCAUCAUUCAGUGCUAAGCUAGUUCUGAGCGUCGCGAUGGCUGAGGCUGCAGGUGCUACUAGCACCAACCCCAACGCUGAGAUCGUCCGAGGCCAAGUGUUCGAAGUUGGGCCUCGGUACACAAACCUGCAGUAUAUAGGCGAAGGGGCCUAUGGGAUGGUUGUGUCCGCUAUUGACAACAUAAAGAAGGCGAAAGUCGCCAUAAAGAAGAUAUCGCCGUUCGAGCACCAGACAUAUUGUCAGCGGACGCUACGAGAAAUCAAAAUUCUCACACGGUUUAAGCAUGAAAAUAUAAUUGACAUUCGGGACAUAUUAAGAGCGGAUAGUAUCGAUCAAAUGAAAGAUGUUUACAUCGUACAAUGCUUAAUGGAAACGGACCUCUAUAAACUAUUAAAAACACAGAAAUUAAGUAACGACCACAUCUGUUACUUCCUGUACCAAAUUCUCCGAGGGCUCAAGUACAUUCAUUCGGCGAAUGUGUUGCACAGGGAUCUCAAACCUUCAAAUCUAUUACUCAACACAACAUGCGAUUUAAAGAUAUGUGACUUCGGGCUGGCGCGAGUUGCAGAUCCCGACCACGACCACACAGGCUUCCUGACGGAGUACGUGGCGACGCGCUGGUACCGCGCACCGGAGAUCAUGCUCAACUCUAAGGGUUACACCAAGUCAAUAGAUAUUUGGUCAGUGGGAUGCAUCUUGGCGGAGAUGCUGUCGAACCGGCCUAUAUUCCCCGGAAAGCAUUACCUUGACCAGCUCAACCAUAUCCUCGGCGUGCUCGGCUCACCCAGUCCCGAGGACCUCGAUUGCAUCAUUAACGAAAAGGCUCGCGGCUACUUGGAAUCUCUGCCGUUCAAGCCGCGCGUCCCGUGGGCAGAGCUGUUCCCGGGGGCAGAUGCACGCGCGCUGGACCUCCUGCACCGCAUGCUUACCUUCAACCCACACAAGCGCAUCACCGUCGAAGAGGCCCUCGCGCAUCCCUAUCUCGAACAGUACUACGAUCCCAAUGAUGAGCCAGUGGCAGAGGAACCGUUUAGGUUCGCAAUGGAGCUCGACGAUCUGCCAAAGGAGACUCUCAAGAGGUACAUCUUCGAGGAGACGCUGCUGUUCAAACAACAGAACGAAGGCGCGUAGACGUCACCCACCGUAAUCACCAUCCGCCUGUGCCCUGCCCUCCCCGCCGCUUCUCAAGACACGGCGACAGAGGGGUAAGGCGCAAUUUGAAUGCAAACUCGGUGUAAACUUUUUUUUUAUACAACAAAGAAGUUUAAGCGUAUAGUCACCGCAAUUUAUAAAUGCUUGCAACUAAAAGCAUCUUUCCCGUGAAAAUCUACCUAGUAAUUUCACUACAGUAGCACCUUUCAAACCGGAACACAGUAUGCAGUCGCGCUGUUCAGUGACGUAAUUAAUACAUGAUAUAGACAACUUUGUACAGUUUGUCUCUGGUAAAGCAACUUGUACUCUAAUAUUGUAAAAACUGAAAUAUCAUUGUACUCCUGAUAGAUAAUGCAGUUUAUUGACACUGAUAACUAAUCCGGAUACAUAAUAUCUUAUCACGACUUCACAGUACUUACCGAUUAAUGGGGAAUACUAUGAUUAAGUUACGUGGUUAAGGAUAAAGUAAUAUAAUAGUCAUUUGUUAAAGGAACUUGAGGAAAAUACACAGAGUUUGCAUUCAGAUAGGGCAUUAUUAUUAAGCGGAACGCAUAACGUGGUUGGGAAUCGUCAAAGUACAUGUAGCCGGUGAGCCGAGCUACCUACCAGGAGCGAACCACGGUGUUGUAUUAAAUUCAUUAAGUAUUCGACGUUUGAAUUUGUGUGAUCUUGGCGAUGUGUUUUCGUAUAAAUACCGUAUACAUUAUGUAUCACGAGAGCAACGGGUAAUUUGAUAACGGAUAACGCUAUUUAGUUAUUGAACUAGAAGCUCCGAAUAAAAGGAGUCGAUUUACUCGUUGCGAGCUGUCGCACCCCGAAGCGAUAAAGUAAGCGCGCGGAGGUUAUUAAGCGAUCGAUAGUACGUUUGCCUAUUCUUCAGCGUGCUCACAGUAGGUGCGCUGCGAUUAUAUACUAAGAAGCUGCCAAAUGACACCCGUAAUCUAUUUACAAGGUUAUUCGGUUCAUUUUAUGGAAAUAUCUCGAUGACUGAACACAAAAAUCAAACGUCUUUUUGAUUUAUUUUUAAUAAUGAUAAGUGGAAUACUGUUGUUGAUUUGUUUAUACAUAUAUCUAUGUACACUAAUGAUGUAACGUGACGGUUUGACUGGAUCAGAACGUAGUAAUGCAGUAUAAAGCCUAGAAAACUUAGAAUCAUAGAUAGGACAUUUCUGAAAUUUAUAAACGUUAAACAUACCUAGUCGUACAAUUUCUCUACCGAGGUGUUAAAUUUUGUGGUGGCGACGGGGCGGCCGCCGGCGUAUGGGUAUUUUGCAGUAUUACAACACGAUAUAGUUAGAUCUCGAAGUUGUAGUGAAUAUUAUUCUACGACGUAUAUGUUCCCAUCGAGCGUUAACAGCAACGUGUUGAUUUUCGAGUGCAUUCGACAGAUUAGUUUGAUAUUAGGUACGUAAUGUUACCCAUUUCAUGCGCAAACAAAGGUAUUAAAUUGCUGGGCUGAGAGUUCGGACUUGUGGCCGUGGUGUGCGGCACUAUGACGUCAAUAGCGGGCAAACAAACUACGGAGGGACGUCGCCGCGUACGUCGGCAAUAGUAGAUACAUAUAAGAGAAUGAGGGACGCUGUAAAUAUUUUUACAUUUCGAAUUAAUGUAUUUUGAAGUGUCACUGAAUAAUAACUUCGAGCACUUUGACUUUACUCAUUAAUUCUGAUGUGAUCCAAUUAACGAAUAAAUGUUUUUUUUUUCCUCGAUGGUGCGUCGCGAUCUUCGUUGGGAAACUCGCGUUACAAUGAUUUCUAUAUUAAUAAUUCUCGUCUUCCUUAUAUUUGCAUGUUAGCGCACAAGAAAUUGUUAGAAUAGUUGAUUCUUCAUAUCAGAUAUUUUAAUGAGAUGUUUAUCAUAAAGUUUAGUUAAUUGUGCGAUAUUGUCGAGUUUUCCAAGGGCGGUACGCGCGCGGCGGCGGCGCGGGCGCAGCGGGCGCGCCGCGUCUCUGUUGUUACUCUCUAUAUGUCUUUAAGAUAUUGUUAGGGAAUUUAAGGCCCACGUAUCCAGUGUCAUGAUCCAGUGAUCCGGUGUGGUGUGAUCCACAUCUUACGUCGGGCGAUCAUAGUCUAUUUCUAUACUAAGACUUGAAUAACGUUGUUUGUUGAAACUAUUUAGAGAGCGUAUUAGAAUAGUCAUUCUACUAUGAACAUAUACAGAACAAACGGUGUUUCCGUAUUGCUGCGGUUCGAUAUAUAUACAUUAUAGUAGAACUAAACUCGCGACAUUCAAGGUGUUGGUUAGAUUAAUGAGUACUCUUCUACUUAAGAAUAGAGUUUACAAUGUGUUCCAGUGGAGAUCCUAAACACUUGAUUCUUAAUCUAAACAGGGAGAUAUGACUUCACAUUACAUAUAUACCGUUCAAAUUAUUUUGUCUGUAAGGUGUCGUAAACUGGAUAUUUUAUAAAUUUAAAUUACGGAACAAAACAAGACAGACAAAACUCAAUUUGUAUCAUAGUUGUAUUUUUCAUGUUAACAAAACCAAUCUAGGUUGCAACCACAGACAUCAAUUGAAAUAGAUAUCGUGACUGUACUUUGCGUUUUGCAUGCUAUUUUUUGUCCAAAAGUAAGCUUUAAAAGUUUUCUUGGACUCCAGCUAAAAUUAUUCCUAAAUUUUUACAAAAAUAUAUAUUUUUGUCGUUUAAAUUAUAAACGAAAACAGCACUAAAAUGGUAUAUUCGGAAUGAUUUAGUGCAUUAGACGGCUUUUUUAAAUAAAUCGUUUUCUAGCUAUCAAUCGUUAGCUAUCAAUAAUCGUUGCAUCCCAGUAACAGUUUUUGUGUAAAGAUACUUGCGACAUCUAUUUCUAUCUGUGUCUAUGGUUAUAAUUUCUUUUUUUAUUUUCAUUAUAUGUAAGUAUAUCGUAUCUUCAGGCCCAGGAAGGUUAUUAAAUCAUCGAAUCAUUUUUAUUUAGUUAUAGUUAAUUUUGUAUUAUAACAUCAUAUUUGUGAGUAUUGUUGCAUAAAAGAACACCCUGAAUUUGUAAUCAGACAAUGAAAUUAGCCUAUUUGUACAGUUCUCAAUGUUAUUUCUACGUCAUAAGGUUUAAAAUUGCUUAACGAAAAAUGUGUAAUUUCUAUUGUAAUUUAGGAUUUAAUAAUUGAUCAAUUAUUAUUAUUGAUUAAAAGACAACUUUAUAAUUUAUUGUGACCUUAAAGUUGCGUUUAUUAUGAAAUAAUACUAUGUUUCGCUUGGGAGCGUGUGAAUAGGUGUAUUAUUAUAUUUUUUUAGACAUUGCAAAUAUAUAUGGAGUGAUGAUAAGAUAUGGGACGGUGUCUUACGGCCGUGCCUAAUAUUUUCCUUUAUAAAGGAAUCGGUGGUGUGCACUUAACCCAGCGUACCAAGUGAUGUGGGUUUAAACUCAAAAGCCUUUUACUUUCCAAUCAAUAAAACAAUAGAUUGUACCACAAGGAACCAAAAUAAUAGUUUUUACGGUGAAAUCACUAAUAUGAUUCAAUGUAUCUUGACUAAAAUAAAAAAAUUAUUUGACCUACUGAUACUCUCUACUUUGCCUCUCGUUCUAAAAAAAAAAGAAAGAAAAAAAUAUGUGCUUUGAAAUAAAAUCAAUGAAUAAAUAUAUUUAUAUAAUAAGAUAUUAGAAUGUUAUUAUAGAUCAAAGUGAUCAUUUGAACCCUCUAUGAAAGUCUGGGUGAAUAGUCCUACUUUGCUUGCACUUAUCGGAGAGCCAAUCAUCGUUUUUCGAAUAGAUGGGUUGGAAAAUAUAUUUUGAUACUCGACAGUAAGCCAAAUGAAAGAGAUGGGCAUUUGGGAACGGCCGUAAAAGUAUAUAGCAGUAACGUUUAACGUUUGGCUACUAACAUAAAUACGGUAUAAAUUGUUACAAUUUUGUGAUAAAAUUUCAGCGUUCUAACACCAUUUGUUGUCUUAAAAGUUAUGGUAUUCCGCCUCUUGGUGUUUCAUUAAAUGUUAUGGGGGGGGGGGUCUUUAAUGUAUCUUUUUUAUAAAAGUCUGCUAAUCAAUUUAAAAUAGGAAGAUGUAAUUUUAUAUUACUCGAUUUCUUCACCUACUGUACAUCCUAUCUUCAUUCCACUGGUAAUGGUAUACAAGCAAACGCAGAUCGUCUGCAGUUCCCAUGAGGCGGAUCAUGGGAAAUGGUAAUCAUUGCUUAUAAACACCCCUAUACUUAAAAAUGUCACGCUAUUCAGUAAUCAAUGGUUAAGUCCAUAUAAAGGGCUAUAAGCAUUAACGAAAUACUAGACUAAUUGGCGUUUAUAAGUAAGGGGCUUUAACAAGUAUCUUUUCUAUUCAAUAUUUGAUCAAAAAAGAUGUGUAAAGAUCGGUAAUGGAUACUUUGCUUAUACUCUGUGCCUGUGUGUCGAAAUAUGAUUUCGAUUUGAUACUAAUUGGAUUGCAUUAAAAGUCAACUUAUUAGGGGUUGAUUCUCUAUAACACAAACGAUUCUUAAUUGUAAAAGAAAAUGGUAUUACGUAAUACAAUUGCUUCUUAAUCGUACUUUUUCCGAUAAACUGCUGUUUUUUAACUAGUAGCAAAAUUCAAAAUAUAAUAGUAAUUUUAGUUCUUUAAUCUCUCUGCAGAGGCAGCACUUACGUUCGCUCACUAAUCGCUUACAGAUUAAAUUGACGGCGAAAGUCGUACAAUUUUCACCUGUCCCAAAUUGUUUGCUUGUUAUAGGUAAUCACCUCCCUGAUUAUGGUGUUAAACUCAAGUUAUACAGAUUAUAAUGUUUAAUUUUAAUAAAUCACUCUAGGAAACUCCAUAUAACCUAAUAAGAUACGUUUCUAUUAUAUUACAAUCCUGUAAAAAUAUAGCUUAUUUAUAUAUAAUAAUAUACGCUUAUGUACUUUUUAAGGUAAUUAAAGACCCUGCCAACUACUUUAAUUAAACAUGUACUUUAUUCUCAUUGGCUUACUCUAAAUGUGGAAAAACAAAUGUAACUUUCAAAUAUGACACCAGAAUAUCAUCUUGUAUUUAUUGUUAAAAUAUGAGUGUUGCCAUAUUUUCUUAAGUCAUUAUGUACAAAUUGGAUAAUGUAAGAUCAUUUGUUAUCUGUCAACAGUUGGAUAUUACGAAAAUUAAAUCAAAUCAAAGAGA